AGAGAGAGAGAGAGAGAGAGGAGUUUAAACUAAGAGCUAUGUUUUGGGACGGACUAAUCUGCUACAGAGCAGUGUGAGGAUCGGAACGCAUUGUGUGAGCGAGUGUGUGGAGGACAGAUAAGGAAAGAAGCCCAGCAGACCGACUGCUUGUUUUAAUGUGCUGACUCUGGGGAGCUAAAAAAAUUGACUCUUCUGUCGUAUGCCGUGAGCCAGGGCACUAGCGCCACAUUUAACAGAGGUGCACCAGAAAACAGAGCGCAAGAGAGGAGAAAAUACAUCCAACCAGACAGCACAUAUAGAGGAUUUCUCCUUCCUUUUCUUCUUUUUUUUUAAUCUGUUCAUUUUUCUUUCUUUUUUUCUCGGGACUGACUCCCAUUUCCUGCAGAGCAAAAGGAGCCGUAGAGCUACGAGAACACAUAAAAAACCGACACAAAAAACGAGACGGGCGACAAGAAACAAACCACCAACAACAAGAUGUUUGAAAUCAGCCGAACACUGAACGCUGCUUUGUUGAGCAAUGAGUGUCUGAAGAUGAUGGUAAGGUGUUCACAGAACUCGGCAGUAGCCCAGGCGGAAGACUCAUUCCCAGGCAUGGGCUCGCUGCUUUUCCCCCGAGAUCCAUCAAGCCAACUUGGGGCCAGGGAGCUGGGGGGAUCGACAGAGACUCAGUGGCGUCAGGCAGACCUGCCGCAGCUCCAGGGCUGGGCCGAGAAGGGACUGCUGACACAGCCAAAGAUGAUAAUCAGCAACAUGGAGCCUCAGGUGACGAACGGGCCGAACUCCGCCACAGCCAACGGUCCCUCCAGCAACAGUCGCAGCUGCCCCUCGCCCAUGCAGACUGGCUCUAAUGACGACAGCAAGACUAACCUCAUCGUCAAUUACUUGCCUCAGAACAUGACCCAGGAGGAGUUCCGAAGCCUCUUUGGCAGCAUCGGCGAGAUCGAGUCUUGCAAGCUGGUUCGAGACAAAAUCACAGGACAGAGUCUCGGCUAUGGUUUUGUCAACUACAUUGACCCAAAAGAUGCAGAGAAAGCCAUCAACACGUUAAAUGGACUCAGACUUCAGACCAAAACUAUUAAGGUGUCGUAUGCACGGCCCAGUUCAGCUUCUAUCCGUGACGCCAACCUGUACGUGAGCGGGCUGCCUAAGACCAUGACCCAGAAGGAACUUGAACAGCUCUUUUCCCAGUACGGACGGAUAAUCACCUCCCGCAUUCUAGUCGACCAGGUCACAGGUGGCUCGCGGGGUGUGGGCUUCAUCCGCUUUGAUAAGAGGAUAGAAGCUGAGGAGGCCAUCAAGGGUCUGAACGGACAGAAGCCCUCGGGUGCCGCCGAGCCCAUUACGGUGAAGUUUGCCAACAACCCCAGUCAGAAGACCAGCCAGGCGCUACUGUCGCAGCUGUACCAGUCCCCCAACCGGCGCUACCCUGGACCACUUCACCACCAAGCGCAGAGGUUCAGGCUGGACAAUUUGCUUAAUAUGGCCUAUGGCGUUAAGAGGUUCUCUCCCAUCACUAUUGAUAGCAUGACCAGUCUAGUAGGAAUGAAUAUCCCAGGUCACACGGGAACGGGCUGGUGCAUCUUCGUCUACAACCUUUCGCCAGACUCGGACGAGAGCGUCCUGUGGCAGCUCUUCGGACCGUUCGGCGCCGUCAACAAUGUCAAGGUGAUACGCGACUUCAACACCAACAAGUGCAAGGGGUUCGGAUUCGUCACCAUGACGAACUACGACGAAGCGGCCAUGGCCAUCGCCAGUCUGAAUGGGUAUCGAUUGGGUGACCGUGUCUUGCAAGUGUCUUUCAAGACCAGCAAGACCCACAAGUCCUGAACUCCCUUUCCCAUCACUCGUGUAGCUCCUUACAGCUCCUCUAUUACUAAAAACCCACCUCUGCCCACUCAGCUACUCAAAACAGGAACACCCAACCAACAAACCCACAAAAAAGAACUGGAUAUGGCUUAUAAUAUAACUUUGGACCUAUAAGCCAAUGUUGCCUAAGUAUUACAAAAUGAAAAAUUGAGAAUAUUCAUUAUUUGGAGACCCUGAAAGUGGUACAGGGAUUCUGUUGUAUAUCUAUUUGAGUUCUUCUUGUGGUUGUUGUUUUCUCUCCUUCUGUUUUUCUUGCUUUCUUCUCUUUUUUUCUCUGUAAACAGUAGCAAAACCAGACCGCCCUUAUUUUGAAGAAGAAAAUGUCCUUCUUUAGAUCAAACUCUUUUGGUCUCGAUUCAGGAUUUUUUCUUUCUUUUUUAAAUCCGGAUCCACUGUCGUUAGAAUAACACCUCCCUGGUAAGAAAACGGGAGGGGGCUCUUUUUAAAAAAUAUAUAUCUAUAUAUAUAUAAAUAUAUAUAUCUCUAUCGGUGAUCAUUCAUUCAUUUGUUUUAGUGUAAAUUGUUAGAAAUCCCCAAAAUGAAUCGAUACGGAUGACUCCAUCCCUUUUCUCUAAUGCAGAAGAUGUUUCUAGCAUAGUUUUGGUUUUGUACUGCAAACAAAACACACGUCUGUCCUCACAGGGGAUUGUGGGAAGGGGAGAGGGAAGGGAUGGGCUAGCACCCCUGAUGACGCGUUACGUUGAAAAAACCUACACACACACUGUUGCCAAAGAGAAGAUCUCUUUGCUUGAAAAUGCGUUUAGAAAAAAUGAAAAAAUAAAGAGAAAGAAGUUCUAUUUUUAUAAAGAAUGAUUAAAAUAAUUAUUGAAGAAUUUUUACAAGAAUCUGGAUUUGAAAAAGAGAAAAAUAUUUUGACUGGCUAAUUAGGGACGGGGGGAGGGGUCAGGUGCCACCUUGUCUUGUUCGUUCUGCCGUGGUACUUUUUAGGAUCAAAGGUUGUUUGUUUUUCGGGGAGAACCCGGAUUGGCAAUGGUUUUGUAGAUGGCGGAAUUUAUCAAGGGAUGCAAAUUCAGGCAGGUAAUUUUUCAUAGCAGUAAUUAUUCAACAGCGAUACCCAAUAGGAGAGGAAGAGGGGUCUUCCCAGGCCGAUCACAUCUUCACAGUCAAGAGGCCAGAGCAAGGCCACUCAUUGUCCACUCAUUUCUUUAUUAGGUCAUCAGUCUUUGGGAUAUAAGUAAUAAAUACACACACACACAUACAGUGUCCAUUUGGAAAACAUACACGAUUAUGUUUCGUUCGCUCUCUGAUUUUGAAUUUCUGAUUCCAUUCGAGAUGUACUUCCUUUAGCGAUCAACAGUAGGUGCUAUAUUACAUGGUUCACAUAUCUUAAAUAUCCAACUGUGUUGUUCUUCGUGUUGUUUAGAGAGAAAAAAAAGAAAAUUUCGGUGUUGGCAUUAUAUUAAUAAGCUGCUGUUUUACUUCUUUCGUUGUUGUUUUUGAUUUGUUGGAUUGUCGGCCCCCGUCUGUUCGGCGAAUUUCUCGCAGAGAUCAACGAAUUCGGGCCUUGAAUCACUUGACGAGUUUUCUUUUUGGCUUGCUUACUUCUAGGUUAUUUGCUGAGUGUACAGCGUUUGUCAAACUUCAGCGAUAAUUAGCUAGUUUUGUUAGUCUAGUAUUCGUUUCCUCAAAGGAUCUAUUACGACUGUGUCUUUCUUUGUUGUGUACAAAUAGAUGAUAUAUAGUCAACAUUUUCUGUUACGAUAACUAUAUCUAUCUGAGUUGUCACUGUUUUUCCGUUCGGGGUUGUCUUUUUUCAUAUGAAAAGUGAUGGUUCAGUUACUUAGAAAACUCGUGAGGAAUCUUGUUUAAUAUGUUGUCACGUCGCUUGUGAAGAUAAAGAAAAAACGCGAAAAAAAAGAGAACUGAAAAAUUGGAUCGAUUCAUUUGAUUUACCGCCGCAGCAAAAGAAAUCGAACAAAAAACUUCUUGAGAAAACAUGUAUUUAUUUAUUGACUGAUUGAUUGAUUGUCUCAUUGAUUAAAUUAUUUAUUUAUCUCGAAUAUUUAUUUAUUUGUUAUUCGUUUCUUAUGUUGUCUGUGUUUUUGCGUGAUUCUGGUACAGGGAGGGGGGGGGGUGUUUCUGAGCUAAAGGGAACAAAUGACUAGGGGAGAUGUUCUUCCAUUAGUCCUGCGCACUGAGACAUUUUAGUACGUUUGUGCUUUGUACCAAUAUAUCAAAAUUACAAUAUAAAAAAGUCAAAAACUAAAAAAAUGGGGUUGGUGAGGCUCUUCCCUUAUUAAUAGAAACAGUUACUCGCUAUGCAUAACCUAGCCGAUAGUUCAAUUUGCUAUUGCUUUUUUCUUGUCUUGUUAAACAUAAAUCUUUAAAUCUUUUUCAAUAAAGUUUAGUCUUAAUAGAAUGUUAUAACAGUUGUUCUGGUUCAAUAUAACCUGUGAUAAGUUUGUGUAGUUUUAAAAGCCACUUCCCGCCCUCCCUCCACACACUACAGUUGCUUUGUGAUUAAACUUUAUGCAAAAAUGUGGGUCUGAAAUGUAGUUUCUACGACAUUCACGUCAGGCUUUGCUGCCCUAAUUUGAUCGAUAUGUGUCCGUUGUUUUGGAAUUGUUCAUUGCAUUUGAAAUGUAACCUUCAUUUAAACCAUUUCUACAUUGAUACUCCAAAAAAGCAUUGACUCUGAUUGUACUGGUUGAAGAAAAAAUAGCUAUAAAAGAUCAUAUUUGAUAGAUGACACCUGUUCUAUAUAUUUUCUAAGAUAUAGUCUAUUUUGAAAGGUAAAUUUCUGAAUGGAGAGCUUAGCUCCUGUUGAGAUAAGACCGGUGUGAAUGCUGGAGAGUAAAUAUAAAAAACGCACGCACGAACACUGACACGUUCAUGAACAGUCUUACAUUCCUCCACGUCCUCAGCUACACCUAUAAGGUCAUCCAUCCCUCCUCCGCUCCACCUCUGGGGCGGCGACACGGCCCUUCUCAAACCCCGCCACGGCUGGGAGUUUGAAUUAUGCAACGACUCCAGUAGAAUGUUGUUCUGAUGUACGAACAAAUUUCCUCCAUUACUUCUUCUUUUGGUUGACGACAUCACCCUCCGCAUGUCUAAGUGUCCACGACUGCAAACGCAUGCGUUUAGAACGCGUGCGCCCAUGUUCCAGAGAGUUUGGGGGGGUGUUUGUAACAUGGGAUCGCACCUCUGUGGUGCACGCCCAAAUCGCAGUGUCUCUCCCCCGUAGCGCCUUAUAGUGGCAGUCUGCCAAUAGGAACCCAUCAGCCGGUAGUGUAGGAGGGAAGGCAAAGUGAGGAACAAGGCUCUUGUCAUAAUUCAUUUUCUCCUGAAAUGUGUUUGUUUACUAUCAGAAAAAUCUAUAAAUCUUUAAAGACAAAAAAGAUGAAAAAAAUGUUCACCAGACCAAGCUGGUCUCUCCUACUUGCGUUAUUACUUAUCUAUCGAUUAUUGAUUAUUGUUACUAUGAUUAAUAUUAUUCUCAUUAUCCUUAUUCUUAUUACGAAUCAAAUUACUGCGAUGAAUGACUUCAUGUUAUCCUUGCUAGUUUAGGUCAUUUCUCAAACUGGAAACAAAAUAUUGAAAAAAAUACUUGCUGUAAAUGUUUUUUUCUUUUUCAUAAAACUGUUGUGUUUGAAUUAUUUGUACUUUUGAAUGUUGGGACAAUAAAAUAAGGUGUUGAAAGCUG
Triplophysa dalaica is the source of this 5530-nucleotide messenger RNA. RefSeq names its product ELAV like neuron-specific RNA binding protein 4 (gene elavl4). Gene Ontology annotation, molecular function: RNA binding. Bases 475 to 1827 code for a protein of 450 amino acids. The record is from RefSeq and is a predicted model, not a curated record. The transcript has 9 exons. NCBI's taxonomy places the organism in Eukaryota, Metazoa, Chordata, Actinopteri, Cypriniformes, Nemacheilidae. Gene Ontology annotation, cellular component: ribonucleoprotein complex.